This is a messenger RNA of Candoia aspera, 7183 nucleotides long. RefSeq names its product coiled-coil domain containing 85C (gene CCDC85C). The transcript is spliced from 7 exons. Lineage: Eukaryota; Metazoa; Chordata; Lepidosauria; Squamata; Candoiidae. Gene Ontology annotation, cellular component: apical junction complex. The record is from RefSeq and is a predicted model, not a curated record. Bases 748 to 1923 code for a protein of 391 amino acids.
AAAACUGUGCAGUGCUGGAGGAUCGAGUGGAGCGGUGCGCGUAGAUAAGCUGCUGUGCUUAUUGGAUUUCUCUUUUAUUUUUGGUCCUUUUAUUUUUCAUGUUGCUACUCCAAGAUGUAUUGCAGAUUCUUAUCCUGGAGACUCCUUUCCCAUCUUCCUCCUUCCCUCUUGUUUGAAAUAGGCGGUGCCUUGUUCUGAGCUCUCAGUUCCUUUCUGAUGGUUGUUCUGAAAAUUUAAAUGCAGUUUACAAAGAGACUGACAUCAUCCGGAGGUCUGUCUUAGAAGUAAAAGCAUAAAAAAAAGAGGAGGAAGAAUCAGUUCUUAAAAUUUGUAUUUUAUUUUAUUCUUGCUAACUCUUUAAUUGCUGCGGACGGAGAGGUUGGAUCAUUGAAGCUAAAACCUGACCGUUUCUCAACCUUACGAAGAUUUUAUCUGCUGGAAAUCUACGCGACGUGGAUCCUGAACCCAAGCAGGUUGAUCUUUAAGCUAACAGCUUCCUUGUCUGCUGCGGUGGUGUUAGCUCUGGGCAUGGGAGUUGUAAGGCAGAGAAAACAUUUUACAGAAAUGAAUGGAUUUACAGUUUUUUGUGAUCUUGUCCUCCCUGAAGAAUUGUAGGAUUUUUUAAAUACAAAAUUAAAUUCCAAAAUGUUGCAGUGAAUAUUAAACUUAUAGAUUAUUUAAAAUAUAUUAUUUGAAAAGAACAAUUUGUGUCUCUUGCCUCCCUCCAAAGGGGAAGUAGAAUUAAAUAUGGCAAAAAAUUCUGUGGAGGGGUCAAAGGAAGACUUGAGCAAAAUGACAGAAGAAGAUCUGUUGAGAUGGAGCAAGGAAGAAUUGGUGAAAAGGUUGAAGAAAGUAGAGAAUGAAAAAAUGAACUUGAUGGUGGAGCACAGCAACUUGAUGAAAGAUGUGAACCGAAGACUGCAGGUUCACCUGCAUGAGAUCAGGGGUUUGAAAGAAGUUAAUCAGAAGCUGCAGGAUGAUAACCAUGAACUGAGGGAGCUCUGCUGUUUCUUGGAUGAUGACAGGCAAAAGGGGAAAAAGCUGUCCAGAGAAUGGCAGAGGUUUGGGAGACACACUGCAGGUGUAAUGUGGAAGGAAGUUGGAAUGUACCAGCAGAAGCUGAAAGAGCUGGAGACUAAGCAAGAAUCCCUCAUGAGAGAGAAUGUUGAGCUAAAGGAAAUUGUGCUGAUGCUAGAUGAAGAGAGGAAUGGAGCAGGCUCUCGAAGCUCCAUAGAUAGCCAAGCUAGCCUCACCAACCUCAAUGGGGGUUCUGGAACCAGGGAUGUUGGAGAUGGGAGUAGCACAUCUAGCACUGGCAGUGCAGGAAGUCCAGAUCACCACCAUCAUCUCCUUCACCAUCACAAAGUUGUUGAAAACAAAGCUGGAGCUAUCCGGAGAUCCAUGGAUGACCUUUCUGCUCCUCUUCACCAUAGGAGCAUCCCCAAUGGCCUCAAUGAUUCAUCUUCCAACUACAUCAGACAACUUGAAACAAAAGUCAAACUGCUAGAGGAUGAUAACAAACUUCUCUCUCAGCAAUCAAGCUCUGGGGAUCUGAGGACCCUUAGGAAAGGGUUAUCCCCAUAUCACUCUGAGUCUCAGCUGUCAUCAUUGCCGCAGUAUCAGGAUGCCAUGCAAAAUGGUCCCUUUCGCAUGACUCCUGAUUUUGCUGCUUCUCCUGCAGUCGGUUAUAUUCCCCUAAGCCAGAAACCUGAAGCAGUGGUACAUGCUAUGAAGGUCCUUGAAGUCCAUGAGAAUUUGGACAGGCAGAUACAAGAAAACUAUGAAGAAGACCUGAGUGAAAAGGAGAAAGCAAUUGUUCGUGAAAUGUGCAAUGUUGUCUGGCGAAAACUAGGUGAUGCAGCAAGCUCCAAACCAUCAAUCAGGCAACAUCUUUCAGGAAACCAGUUCAAGGGUCCUUUAUAAGCACCUCAAGCUGCAAGACUGGAAGUGAAAAGAAUCAGAGGCACAAGAAUGUCCCUGCUUCUGGCUGCCAACAUUAUCCUUUCCCCCCCAUUUCCUAUAACUGUGUUGAUAGUGUAAAUAAGGCAGCUAAAGGCCUAGUUUGUGGGCUGUCCUGAUCCAGAACAAUGAUACAUGGGUUGAUGACUACCCUCUCGUGGCCAAUCUCUGUCAUUUGUAUUGUAAUGAAAUCCCUACUUUUCUGUAUGGUCAUAUAUACAUACUUGACUCCCAAUAAUUCCUACAGAGAGUAUCAGAAAAGAACUCUGAGCAGUUCCACUGCCUUAUUUUAGCCUAUUCAUGGAAUUGCAUGGCAGUGGUGGCUGCCCAAAGCAGUCUUCCCCAAUCUGGCAGCAACACCCACCAAUCCCAGCACGCUGACUAGAAAUUAUUGGAAUUGCAGCUGUAGGGCACUUGUCUGAGAAAGGCGUCUCUGUAGUAUGAUUUUAGAAAAUACCAAGGAAUUCACCAGUACCUAAAUUAGUCAUUGUUUAAGUCUGUUGAGAGAAGUCCUGUCAGAGAUUGUAGGGUUGGAUUUUUUUUGAAGGACAAAUCUGAGGUACAAGCAACUUUUAUCCUGCUAAGCUUUGAAUACUCUAGCAAUGCAUUCUAGAUUGUCAAGAACCUGACAAACCAUAAUGCAUAAUUGCUAGGCUGCCUUCAACUUGGUGGGCCACCAGUUUUUAGUGAUGCAGUUUUGGGUGAUACUGUAUGAAUAGCAGACCUCAGGCCUGGGGCUGUUGUUCAGCAUUGUUUGCCCUACACCUUAAUGGUCUCACUGCUCCUCCUCUUUGCUGCUUCUGCCUGCUUGCCUCCCCUUGGGAGGAAGAGUAGAAAGAAAUGACCAUCUCUGCAUACCUCAUCCUUCCUUCCUUUCUGGCAGAGGAAGCAAAUAGGCUCCACAGAAAUAAGUAAAUGAGCAGUGAGGAGGAGAAAGAGAUGAGCUCAUGUGCGGAGCAUCUCAUUUAAGAGCUGGCCAACAUCUAUAAUUGGCAUUGACAAUGUUUCUACACAAUUAUUAGGAGCACAUGAACCUUGCCAAUCCCAAUUAUAGAUUUUGGCCUGUUCUUGGGUAAGAUACUCCCUGAGGAGGCAGUAGGUAGAGUGGCACUUGACUGAGCAACCUGUUCCCUACAAGUCUUCACAUUGUUGCUAAAGAUACAGGAGCCCUUCAUUCCUUUGCAUUAUCCUCCAAUAUACAUGGGAGGAUUGUUCCACUGUUGUGAUUUUGCUUAUUUUGACCUUAACUCCACAUUAGAAAAAUAUAACACGUAAAACAGUUCCUGCAAUGUCUGUUUUUGCCCAUGUCUUUUUAAUAUUAUGAUAUUAAAUAAAAUCAUGGUCCCUUAUGUAAAGUAAUACGACAUGGUAUCAUAGAAAUGAGUGGGAGAAUUUACAGAACUGGUUACAGUAUUUGGAAAAGUAUGUAGAGGAACAACCAGUUAAGUUACAUCAUGAUUGUUGUGAGAAGUGCUGCUGCUGCUAAUCAACCAAAUCAAUUUUCCCUAUUUUGAACUGUGAUCAUGCUUUCCAAUCUCAUUUCAUCAGGUAAUUAUACAUUUCCUAAAAUUGUAUUGUGCAACACCUAACUGACCACUAGAUCCCAGUUGUAUUAGAUCACUUUGACAAGGAGAAACCUGUAGAAUAAAUGUCUAUCCUGAAAUGUGCAAUGCACUUGAAGAUACCACAGCUUCACCUUCAACAACCUGGUUUCACAGACUUUUGAUGACGGUUCAUUUAGUUGGAUCUAUUUCUACUGGAUACUCUUUAUUUUGAAUUUUUUUUUAAGAACUCACCUAGAUAGUCCACUACUCAAAAGUUUCAGUAUCUCUCUCAAGUAACCCUCUUUCAGAAAGACUAUAUUCUUUUCUUCUUGAUCUCAUUCUGGCUGUGUCAGCCCUUCAAAGUAGAUCAGGAACUAGGAAACCAAAAUUAUGAAUGCUAAUACUAAUUUUAUUAUAAAGUUACAUUAAUGGAGGCUUGCAAGGCUGAAUACAUUUCCCUUUCCUUCCCUUUAUCUUCGUGAGAACUAGGGAGGGUCCUGUCUGAGGUGAUUUCUCAAUUACAUUUCUGCCCCAGAUUCAGAUUUCUUGGUUGCACCUCUUGUCUUGGUUGCAACUCUUCCUCCUGUCCCUCAAGGUCAUUCCUUCUUCCCAUUACAGCCUGCCUUUUCAGUUUUGCAAUUCCAACUCUAUACUUAGAUAUUGAGCUGCUUUGGAAGUUAUUUAUGAUCUGGAAUCACUCGGCAUUCUGAGGAGCAAGGUGUGAGCCCCCCCCCCCUUUCUCAUUUUAUCUCAUUAUAGGCAAAAGUAUCAGUGAAAACCUCCCUGUUCCCUAAGUGAUUUAAAAUACAAACUGAUUUUGAAAAGCUCAAGUUUGCAAGGAUCUAUAUAUGGGCUAUUGAAAGAACCUUUCAGAUGAAGAUCAGGAGUGGUCCAAACAACUUAUAGUUGGGUUUGCAGCAUACAAAUUAUAUUUAUUUUCUAAAAUGCAAUGGAAUAAUCAAAGUAGCCAAAUGCUUGGGAACAAGGGUGGUCCUAUGCCACCAAAAUGCAGUGAGGUGUGGGUUCCAUGCAUGUCCUAUUUAAUGCUUGUAUACAUGGUUUCUUCUUGCUCUAAGUUGAUUACUGCAGAAAACACUGGUAAACAAAGCCAUGUAUAAAAUGUAUCUGCUUUAGGUUCUUUUUCCCACCAAAGUCUUCCAACAGGUUACUGCAGUGGACUCAUUUUAAGAAGCUCAUGCAUUAGAAAUCAAUGCUCACAUAUUUUUCCUUCUCCAUGUAUAACUAAUUGAAGUUAGCACAUAAUGUUAAAUGCGUAACAGAUCCUAUAUUAUGAUCUAGCUGAAUUAAAAGCAGCUGCAUUUCUAAGAGUUGAGAUUAAAUGAUGUUAUUUCCUAUAGUGGCCAUUCUAGUGCCCCCAGUGCUGCUGAUUGAGCAAAUUUAGCUGGCAUUUUUGGAAAUGCCACAACCAAUUGUAAGUCUGACAGAAAUCAAGUUGAGUGUAUACAUCGUAUACAAAAUCUCUUUCAUAUGUUUGGUACUGGAGCACUUUACUGUCUCACAACUGUUGGUAUUUGGGAUCUUACAAUAAGCUUUUUUCAUUCAUUUCAUGCAAGUGCUAUUAUUACUUAGUUGGCCAUCAGAUUCUUCUCCUUCCUUGCCUUUCUAUAGCCUUUGAGAGUUUAUUCCAGUAUUUUAAGAUUUACAUUGACUUGGUUUGAUUAAUCUGUUCGUUGAGCCAUUUUACUGAUGGCUGGGACAGGCUCCAAAAUAACUAAGUAUUUUUAAGUAGUAAGGAGAAUUCAUGUUCUGAAACAAAAGUUAUAUUUGCUUACCAAAUAAACCGCAAUAGUCUGGCUUCAGACAUGUGAAGCAGUAAAUCAUGGUUUAUAUAUCUCAAUAGUUGGGUUCAUAAUUCACAUUUUGCCAAAACCAAGACUUAGUCUGAAUGCUUAUGUGAUUGGUAGCUGCCUGGGAGUCUAUCUUGGGAACUUCAUGUAUGCUGCUUUGAGUUCCAUAGAGGAAUGGCAUAAGAUGAAAAGGGAUAGUAGAGAUUCUCUUAGGUGCUGGAGUUUUUUAUUCUCUGUGUUCCCACUGCAGUUCCUCCUGCACAUUCCUUGAGCUGCUUCCAGGAUGACUAUGAGGUGCAGGUACAAUCCACAUGAGGAAUAAUAAUAAUAAUAAUAAUAAUAAAAAUUAUUAAACUUGUAUGCUGCCCCACUCUCAAUGGCUCUGGACAGCUUUAAGUACUUGGGUAUUAUGUUAUAGGCAUAAAUCUAUUGCAGCCCAACCUGUCUAUUUUAGUGGACUUUACUUUCAUGCCAAUCCAGUGAACAGCCAGGGAACCAAAAAGCCAAAGGAAAAAAAAUCUGUAUUUUAAUUUAUUUCUGAAGCAAAUUCAGAUGCUUUGAACACAACAGGGAAAUCAAAACCAAGCUGAGGCAUAGAAACUAACUCAACAUGCCAAAAUAAAAUGAAAGGCACCCAAUAUUUAGUGAUACUAAAGUGAAAAUUACAUGAUGUUUGUGGAACUAGACCCAUACAAAUAACAUGCAUAAAUUGCAAAGUCCUCCAGAUUUGUAACUCCAUAAUGGUAUUAGCAAAAUUUUUGUAGAUGAAAAUGCAAAGUACUUCCAAAUAUAUGCAAGUUAUAAAUUGUAGAAUCUAGAUACAGUGCUAUGUGUAUUUUUCUAAUUGCUGUUUUAUAUUUAGCUUAAAAUAAGCUAAAAUUGUUUUCCUUGGACAAUGAUCUACUUUACAGUAUAACUUCAUAACCUGCUUCACCUCCCAGAUGAGUUACAUUAAAUUUCCUAUCAUCCCCAGGGAAACUAAUUGUCUUAGGGAAGGCUGAUUUAGAGUAUGGCUGAUACGCUAAACUCCGGUGAUCUCAAAGCAAAAAAAAAUUGCACACUGAAUAUUAAUAUAGAAGGAAAUGUAAGUUGAAAUAUAGUGCUGGAGUAGUAGUGUUCAUUUUCUCACCCCCAACUAAUAAUGAUCAUUAACUACCUGCUUAAUAAAGUCUGAAAUUUUAUACUCCUAAAAUGCAGAAGCAUUCAGUCUAUACUGAACAGAUUAAAACUUCAGGAGAAAAUUCCUGUUGUUUGGCUCUUCCCCUUCCUACUGCUCUUUUUAAGCAAUUGGUUGCUUUUCUUGGGGGGAAAAGCAUACUGCAUUUGGACAAAUCCAGGUGCACUUUGCUCUUUUCAGUAAAAGCAUAAUCUUGUUCUAAAAGGCAAAUGUUUACCCAAAAGAUAGCAAUUAAAAAGAAACAGUGUUUUAAAGUGACCUUUUACCUUUUUAGAAACUGGAAUAGAAGAAAAAGUACUACUGAUUUUUUUUCAAAGAAAGUGCAUGACUGUAAAGUGAUAAAAUUGUAUAUUUUUCAUAAUGUGGGGAAAGAGUCUAUUUGUGCUGCUUUUGGAAAUAAGUAUGAAAUUAUGAUUUCUGUUAAACCUGUGAUCUUACAACCCUGCCAUAUUUUCUAUAUAUGAUUGGAAAAAGUAAAUUAGCACCUGUGCUCAUGUACAGUAUAUAAGCAAAGUCUUUAGAUCUUAGCACACAUUUAUACCUUUUACUGAAACACUUUUUUGGCAGGGAGGGUGAAAAUAUAAAGACUUUUUAAGUGUGUAAAACCUUCAUUUGAAAUAUUUUAGUAAAAAUUAAGGGACUGUGGUAGUGUAUGCAUUCCAUUGAAGAUAAUAAAAUACAUUCUUUGUAAGGGA